UGUCUGACCAACUAACAAUGACAUGUGCCAUGUCUUUGUUUUGUGUAGCGCCCCUCCCUGCAGUACUAUGGCUCGUCGUUUAUCAUGUUUGAGGCCAGUACCAUUUUCCUCAACAUCAACUGGUGGCUCGACAAGCUGGGCAUGACCGGCAGCCGCCUGCAGUUCUACAACGCGUCGAUUCUGCUGUUCCUGUACCUGACCGUACGCCUGAUCUUUGGUACCUACAUGUCAUACCAGAUGUUUGAGGAUCUGAAGGCCAACGGCACCCAGACCUCGGCUUCGCUGUACUACUUCUACCGCGUCAGCAAUUCGUCCGUGUUGCUGCUCAGCUACUACUGGUUCUACCUGAUGAUCAACGCUGUCCGGAAACGCUUCACACCGGCCACCGCUGAUAAAGGCAAAGAAGACCCAAUGAAGAGUAUGUGUGGCUGCUUCUAUCAGUUUAAUGAUUCUUUUAUGUCGUCCUUGAUUAUAUCAUGACUGCCGCUUUCUUAUCGAUGAUACCGAGUGUUUCAGUUGCACCUAUGGCCACCAGGAUACUGAGUGAGCGCCCCAAACCAUCAUACAAAUACUGCUCCUGCCCACCUCCUCUAUUUCACAUCUGCAAUCCCAGCAAAGGCAAUAGAGGUGCUCGCAUCGCUUAUACGUAUAAUAAAAUACUAACAUUGCAUAUGCGUGUGGCGGUGGCAGCAAGGAGGUGUCAAUAAUACGCGUUACGGCUUAUGCGCGUUAA
Linderina pennispora is the source of this 733-nucleotide messenger RNA. RefSeq lists its product as uncharacterized. Gene Ontology annotation, cellular component: endoplasmic reticulum; membrane. The record is from RefSeq and is a predicted model, not a curated record. Gene Ontology annotation, biological process: lipid homeostasis. Lineage: Eukaryota; Fungi; Kickxellomycota; Kickxellomycetes; Kickxellales; Kickxellaceae. The coding region runs from base 85 to 480 and encodes 131 amino acids. The transcript has a single exon.